Molecule: messenger RNA, 3498 nt
Organism: Populus trichocarpa (black cottonwood)
Lineage: Eukaryota; Viridiplantae; Streptophyta; Magnoliopsida; Malpighiales; Salicaceae
Product: protein SUPPRESSOR OF QUENCHING 1, chloroplastic
Exons: 28
Coding region: 86-3367 (1093 amino acids)
Molecular function (GO): protein binding
Source: RefSeq, a predicted model, not a curated record
AACAAAAUCCAAUAGAACUAAAACAGGCCACCGAGUACCCGCCACUCAAAACAGAAUCAGUUUAACCACCAAAAAAGGGAAAAAAAUGAAAGGCCAAGCCAUGGCCAUGAAACUACUAUCCCCUCCAUCUUCUCUAUCAAGCCCCAGAUUUGCUAAAUCUCUUUUCUUUUUUACUUCCAAUCCAAAAGGGUCAAAACCCAUCUCAAGUUUAGUCCAACUUUUCCAACGGAGGUCAAAAAAUUUAGUCUUUAAUAAAAAAAUGGAAGUGAAGGCAUGCGUGAAGGUGGAGCAAAAGAGUGAAACUGAAGUAACAGGAAAUGAGUGGGGUAAGGUAUCUGCUGUGCUUUUUGAUAUGGAUGGAGUGUUGUGCAAUAGUGAAGAGCCUUCAAGAAUGGCAGGUGUUGAUGUUUUUGCUGAGAUGGGAGUUGAAGUUACAGUGGACGAUUUUGUGCCAUUCAUGGGCACAGGUGAAGCAAACUUCUUAGGAGGUGUUGCUAAUGUAAAGGGAGUCAAGGGAUUCGAUACCGAAAUGGCGAAGAAAAGGUUCUUUGAGAUAUAUCUAGAUAAGUAUGCAAAACCGAAUUCCGGAAUAGGAUUCCUAGGUGCCCUUGAACUCAUUACUCAGUGUAAAAACAAAGGCCUGAAAGUUGCUGUUGCAUCUAGUGCUGAUCGUAUCAAAGUUGAUGCUAAUUUAGCAGCUGCUGGCCUACCAGUAUCGAUGUUUGAUGCUAUUGUAUCAGCAGAUGCUUUUGAGAAUUUGAAACCAGCUCCUGACAUUUUCUUGGCUGCAUCAAAAAUCUUGGGUGUGCCCACUAGUGAGUGUAUUGUCAUUGAAGAUGCACUAGCUGGAGUACAGGCUGCAAAAGCUGCACAGAUGAGAUGCAUUGCUGUCACCACUACAUUGUCGGAAGAAAUUCUAAAUGAUGCCAGCCCAUCUCUUAUCAGAAAGGAGAUUGGGAAUAUUUCGCUUGAUGAUAUUCUCGAUGGUGGAUCUGGUGGCUAUAAUGAGAAGAUGCAGGGACCUCAGGUUCUGCACACUUCUGCACAAACUUCAGUAGCAAUGCUCGAAGAAAGAACAGAAAAUGGGUCAAUCCUUAACCAAGUUGCUACCAAUGACAAUGUUUCCUCAAUUAAGGGGUUGCAGGGUUCUCGGCGUGAUAUAGUGAGAUAUGGCAGUUUGGGUAUUGCUCUUUCUUGUCUGUACUUCACCAUCACAAAUUGGAAGGCAAUGCAAUAUGCUUCACCUAAAGGUAUAUGGAACAAGUUGUUUGGAGUUGAUACCCCAUCCUUUGAACAGAAUGAAAGUAUAGGCAACUUAAAAUCUUCAAGAGUCAAACAGUUUGUAAAGUAUAUAUCUGAUCUAGAAACCAAGGGAAAUGCCACCAUUGUGCCAGAAUUUCCAGGAAAACUUGAUUGGCUGAAUACAUCUCCACUUCAGUUUCAAAGGGAUCUGAAAGGAAAAGUGGUUCUGCUGGAUUUUUGGACAUAUUGUUGUAUAAAUUGUAUGCAUGUCUUACCAGAUCUAGAGUAUCUGGAGAAGAAAUACAAAGAUGCACCGUUCACUGUUGUGGGGGUACAUUCAGCUAAGUUCGACAAUGAGAAAGAUUUAGAAGCCAUCCGUAAUGCAGUCUUACGCUACAACAUCUCUCACCCAGUUGUCAAUGAUGGAGAUAUGUUUUUGUGGCGUGAGCUAGGUGUCAGUUCCUGGCCUACAUUUGCCAUUGUUGGACCCAAUGGUAAGCUUAUUGCACAAUUAUCAGGAGAAGGCCGCCGAAAGGAUCUUGAUGAUUUAAUAGAGGCAGUGCUUUUGUAUUAUGGUGAAAGGAAGAUCCUGAACAGCAGACCAAUUCCUUUGAGUUUAGAGAAAAACAAUGAUCCUCGCUUACUUAGCUCUCCUUUGAAGUUUCCUGGAAAGUUGGCUAUUGAUGUGCUAAACAACCGACUGUUCAUUUCCGAUAGCAACCACAACCGCAUAGUGGUCACUGAUCUAGAUGGAAAUUUUAUUGCCCAAAUUGGCAGCAGUGGAGAGGAAGGACUGCGAGAUGGUUCUUUUGAUGAUGCCACCUUUAAUCGCCCUCAGGGUCUGGCUUAUAAUUCAAAGAAAAAUAUCCUUUAUGUUGCAGAUACUGAAAACCAUGCUUUGAGGGAGGUUGAUUUUGUCAGUGAGAAAGUGCGAACUCUUGCUGGAAAUGGAACAAAAGGUUCUGAUUACCAAGGAGGUGGAAAAGGAACAGAUCAGGUUCUCAACUCCCCAUGGGAUGUCUCCUUUGAGCCGGUUAAUGAGAAAGUUUACAUUGCGAUGGCUGGUCAACAUCAGAUAUGGGAGCAUGACAUAUCGAAUGGAGUUACUAGAGCCUUCAGUGGUGAUGGUUAUGAAAGAAACUUGAAUGGAUCAAGCCCUACGAGCACAUCAUUUGCUCAACCUUCUGGAGUUUCAUUAUCUCCUGAUUUCGAGCUAUAUGUUGCUGAUAGUGAAAGUAGCUCCAUUCGAGUGCUUAGUCUAAGAACCAAAGGAACAAGGUUGCUAGCUGGUGGUGAUCCAAUUUUCCCUGACAACUUGUUUAAGUUUGGAGACCAUGAUGGUAUAGGUUCCGAGGUACUUCUUCAACAUCCAUUGGGUGUAUUACACGCCAAGGAUGGUCUAAUAUACAUUGCAGAUAGCUAUAAUCACAAGAUCAAGAAGUUAGACCUAGCUACUAAAAGGGUCACUACAAUAGCAGGAACGGGAAAAGCUGGUUUCAAGGAUGGAAAAGCCCUAACUGCCCAGCUCUCAGAGCCGGCGGGACUCAUUGAAGCUGAAAAUGGAAGGCUUAUCAUAGCUGAUACGAACAACAGUGUUAUCAGGUAUCUAGACCUGAACAAGGGAGAAGCUGAACUUCUAACUUUGGAGCUGAAAGGAGUUCAGCCUCCAGCAUCAAAAUCCAAAUCCUUGAAACGUCUCAGGAAGCGAUCAUCAGCUGACACAGAGACAAUCAAAGUUGAUGGUUGUUCAUCCAGCGAGGGCAACAUGCGUAUCAAAAUAUCAGUACCUGAAGAGUAUCAUUUCUCAAAGGAAGCACGCAGUAAAUUCAGUGUUGAAACUGAGCCUGAAAACACAGUGCUGAUUGAUCCCUCCGAAGGCUAUCUAAGUUCUGGAGGAACGGCAAGCAUUCACUUUAAGAGAUCUGAUGCCUCACCUUCAAUGGGGAGAAUAAAUUGCAAGGUUUACUAUUGCAAGGAAGAUGAGGUCUGCUUAUACCAAUCACUUCUCUUUGAGGUACCCUUCCAAGAAGAAACUCCAGACUCGACCCCAUCAGAAAUCACACUUGCAUAUUUUGUGAAGCCCAAAUCUUCACCAAGCAAUUUGCAGCUACCAAUUACCGGGUGAUGGCAUUCCCAUGUAAAUGCAUUGUAAGCUUUUCUUUUUCAAUUUUAUGCUAUAUUCACCAUUGAACAUUGGAGUUGAUUGGAUGAAGCAGUUUAUCUCAGUAAAUCAAAGAAAAUGAUACUUUUACUGGA